This is a messenger RNA of Solenopsis invicta (red fire ant), 827 nucleotides long. RefSeq lists its product as uncharacterized. The transcript is spliced from 4 exons. Lineage: Eukaryota; Metazoa; Arthropoda; Insecta; Hymenoptera; Formicidae. Bases 186 to 563 code for a protein of 125 amino acids. The record is from RefSeq and is a predicted model, not a curated record.
UUCACGAGAUAACACAUACGUAUUAACUGCAGUGAUAAUUCAGGGACAGUCCAAUAAAGCCAUGUGUCAUGUAAUCAGUUAAGCUAUAAUUACUAUACUAGAAAACAUUGACGUCAUCAUUAUAAAGAAAUCUACAACACACAUCAGAUUUUGCGAUAAUUGCUACGGCAUCGUGACGUAAUGCAAUGAACGUUCAAAAUAGACCAAAUAUUUAUACAAUAAACGAUGCGCCACCCUCAUACGCGGAAGCAACAGGAUCUGUACCAUCGCCAUAUAAUCCACACUUCGAGCCAUAUGUGACAGUCUCUCAAACACCUUCGGCGCCAUUUCCAAAUCCAUCUAAUUAUCAUCGAGAUACAGCACCUGUUCAAUCGGCUUACCCGCGAUAUGGAUCGGCGGAAUGGCAAAAUCAACCAACAACCAUACUUUCCAACAGACCAUUUAGAGGAACUAACGAAUUCAAAAGCGACACAUGUUUUUGGAAAUGCUUUGUUCGAAUAAUAGUGGCAGCAAUUAUAUUGGCAUGUGGAAUAGGCGUUUAUUUAAUAGUAAGAAAAUUGUAGGCGACUCUUAAUCAUUUUUCGUAAAUCAUGAGCGUAGAAAGCGAUUAAAAAAUUUCGAUAAAUGAUAGUAAAAGAGACAUAACUUGUAUUAUACUGUAAUAUUGUAAAAUAUUAUAUUGUAUUAUAUUAUAAUAUUAUGAAAAUGUAUAUAAGUUAUUGUGUAACUAUUAAUUAAUUGUUCAUCGUAGUUAAUAUAAAAUGUAAUUCAAUCCAUUAAUAACUGUAAAAAUUUUGUGAUUUUUUUAUGUAAUUAAAUUCAUCAUU